Messenger RNA from Myxocyprinus asiaticus (Chinese sucker), 7082 nucleotides. Its product is annotated as multiple epidermal growth factor-like domains protein 6. Lineage: Eukaryota; Metazoa; Chordata; Actinopteri; Cypriniformes; Catostomidae. The transcript has 38 exons. Bases 1 to 4749 code for a protein of 1582 amino acids. The record is from RefSeq and is a predicted model, not a curated record. Gene Ontology annotation, molecular function: calcium ion binding; protein binding; scavenger receptor activity.
AUGGAUAUGAGCAUUUAUUCAUUAAUCAUUCUAAUUCAUGGAAUUAAUGCAGCAUCCCGUCAUGGAAAAGACCUCAAGCCGCACAUGCCAAACGUGUGUACUAAGCAGGAGGUAAAAUUGGUGGCCCAGAUGCAGCCGUGUGUCCAAGCCUUCAGACGGAUGGUUAAAGUUUGGAAGCAGGGAUGCCAGGGACAGUCUUGGUGUAUGGGCUACGAGAGGAGGACGGCAUACUACACAGCAUUCAGACAAGUGUAUCGUCAGGAAUAUCAGACUGUUUGUAAGUGCUGUCCAGGAUGGUCACAGCUCAAUGGGGAGGCUGGAUGCUUGUAUCCUGUGUGCAGCUAUGGCGUGUGCUUUAAUGGAGGACAUUGUAGAGAAGGUUCGGCCCAACUCUGUGACUGUCCGGCGGGCUUUAGUGGCCCAAGCUGCCAGUACGAUGUGAACGAAUGUGAGGAGACCAAUGGCGGCUGUGAAUCUCUGUGCUGUAACACCAUCGGCAGUUUCUAUUGCAAGUGUCCCGCAGGUCAACAGCUCAAAGAAGAUGGAAAGAGCUGUCAGGAUAUUGAUGAAUGCCAGGUGCAUAAUGGCGGCUGCCAGCACAAAUGUGUGAACACCAGGGGGACAUAUCACUGCCAGUGUAACGCUGGUUCUCGACUGCAUGUGGAUGGACGCACCUGCAUCGCCGUUCACUCCUGUGGUGUUGGAAACGGUGGAUGUGAGCAUGUUUGUGUCCAGCAGAGCGCAGGUCAGUUCCAGUGUCGCUGUCGACCUGAAUACAGACUCGAUGCGGAUGGAAAACACUGUAAAUUGGAGAACCCUUGUGCGGUGAGGAACGGCGGUUGUUCUCAGGAGUGUAUCAGGGAUGGAGUUCAGACCCGCUGUGGAUGUCAUCCAGGUUAUCAGCUUGCAGAAGAUGGCAAGACCUGUGAAGACAUUGAUGAGUGCCAGACGGGCCAGGCGGACUGCGCUCAUGGUUGUCAUAACACCCGGGGAUCUUUUAUGUGUGUGUGUCACGCUACCUAUGAAUUGGGUGUUGACGGAAAGCAGUGCUAUCGUAUAGAGAUGGAGGUUGUGAACAGUUGUGAUCGUAAUAAUGGUGGUUGUUCUCAUCAAUGUGAGCAUUCAACCAAUGGACCCGUGUGCAGCUGUAAACAAGGAUACCAGCUAGACGAUGACCAUAAGACCUGCAUUGAUAUAAACGAGUGUAGAGAUGGCAGCUUGUGCUGUGAGCAGGACUGCACAAACUAUCCUGGAGGAUACGAGUGUUACUGUACAGCUGGAUAUCGUCUGAACACCGACGGGUGCAGCUGUGAUGAUAUAGAUGAGUGUUUGGCUAUAAACGGAGGAUGUGAUCACAUUUGUCAAAACAGCGCUGGUUCAUUCCAGUGUUACUGUAGACGUGGAUAUCGUCUUGAUGAGAAUCGACAUUCAUGUAUAUCUCUGGAGGACGCAGUGGAGGCUUUGAGCAGCGGUCAGACAGUGGAUCGACCGCGACCACAGAUGACUGUCCUGCAGGAUUAUGAACAGGUUCUAGAGAGAUAUGUUGACUAUGAGGGGGACGCGGGGGAACUGAGAGCUGAGAGCGUGCUAGCUCAGAAAUUCAUCUGUUUGAAUGAGUCGUUCGGCUUUGACUGCAGUCUGUCUUGUGAAGACUGUGUUAAUGGUGGAGUGUGUAACAUACACAGAAACGCCUGCGACUGUCCUGAUGGAUGGACGGGAAUCAUCUGUAAUGAAACAUGUCCUGAUGGCUGGUUUGGCAGGAAUUGUUCAUUCAUCUGUAAGUGUAGGAAUGGUGGUGUGUGUGAUCCGGUCACUGGCAGCUGCCGAUGUCCACCAGGAGUCAGUGGAGAUCUGUGUCAGGACGGUUGUCCUAAGGGUCUCUAUGGAAAGUUUUGUAAUAAGAAGUGUAAUUGUGCUAAUAACGGACAGUGUCAUCGCACGUAUGGUGCAUGUCUGUGUGACCCGGGACUGUAUGGACGAUUCUGCCACCUGUCGUGUCCUAAGUGGACGUUUGGACCGGGCUGCUCUGAAGAGUGUCAGUGUGUCCAGCAGAACAGUGCAGAGUGUCAUCGUCAUCAUGGCACCUGCAUCUGCAAACCAGGUUACCGGGGCGACACCUGCAAAGAAGAGUGUGAAUCUGGCUUUUAUGGCUCUGGGUGUGACACAAAGUGCUCUUGCCUGUCUGGCGUGACCUGUGAUCAUGUGACCGGGGUGUGUCAACCCCAUUGUCCACCUGGAAAGAGAGGAGAAAAUUGUGAUCAAGAUUGUGUUGAUGGGAGAUUUGGGAUUGGCUGCACUCAGUCAUGUGACUGCUCAGGGGCACCAUGUGACAAGAUCACAGGCCAAUGCUUGUGUCCCCCUGGAACGUUUGGACAACGCUGUGAGAAAGAGUGUGCUGAUGGUCGUUGGGGUGUUGAGUGUCGGGAAACGUGUCCAGCUUGUGAGAAUGGAGGACUUUGUGACAAACUAAAUGGCACGUGCAUCUGUCUGCCCGGAUACAUCGGCAGAUUCUGCCAAAACUUGUGUCCCAUGGGCCGGUUUGGCCAGGGUUGUCAGCUCAGAUGUCCGUGUGGUAAUGGGGGUCGGUGUGAUCCUGUGAGUGGGCGAUGCUCAUGCCCGCCCGGUUGGACGGGGCACCACUGCAGAAAAGCCUGUGAUGUUGGCCGCUGGGGUGUGGACUGUGCGAGUGUGUGUGACUGCAAAAACAGUGACAGAGUGUGUGAUGCUCAGACGGGACACUGUCACUGUGAGGCGGGAUUCACAGGACCACAAUGUGACCAGAAAUGUCCUGCUGGUUCUUUUGGACCGGGCUGUAAGCGUCGCUGUCAGUGUGACAAUCAGGCAUCAUGUGAUCAUGUGGGCGGAGCUUGUACCUGUAUGGUCGGCUGGACUGGAACCUUCUGUGAAAAGGCUUGUCCACAGGGAUUCUAUGGUCUGGAGUGUCAACAGAAGUGUGUGUGUAUGAACGGGGGUGUCUGCAACCACAUCAGUGGAGAAUGUUCCUGUCUGCCAGGGUGGACUGGCACAUAUUGUAACCAAACUUGUCCUGUUGGAUUGUAUGGAGAGCGCUGUUCUCAGGUCUGUGUUUGUCACAAUAACAGCAGCUGUAAUGCAGUGAGCGGUCAGUGUGAAUGCACUGCGGGGUGGACGGGAGACAGCUGCUCACAGCAAUGUUCUCCAGGUUUCUACGGGGUGGCCUGUGCUCAGAGGUGUCUGUGCCAGAAUGGUGGUGUGUGUGACCCUGUGGAGGGCCGAUGCUUUUGCCCCAGAGGCUGGACGGGCACCGCCUGUGAACUGGAAUGUCCUGCAGGUCGGUUCGGGUCAGACUGUCAGGACAGGUGCGAGUGUAAGAACGGAGGUCGGUGUGACAGACAGACGGGUCAGUGUGUUUGUCAGCCGGGCUGGACCGGAGAACACUGCGAGAAUGUGUGUGUAUCGGGGCAGUUUGGAUUGGGCUGUGAGGGUCAGUGCGAGUGUGAGCACAGCGCCCCCUGUCAUCAUGUGAGCGGGGUGUGUUUAUGUCCUGCAGGAUGGAGAGGAAGACGCUGUGAGAAAGCAUGUCUGCCGGGCUCAUACGGUCAGAACUGUCUGCAGCACUGUUCCUGCCUGCAGGGCACUUCAUGUCAUCAUAUCACAGGAGACUGCAGCUGCCCGCCUGGGUACACAGGCAACGGCUGCGAACAGAUCUGUCUGCCUGGCACGUUUGGCAUCAACUGUAAUCAGGUGUGCCAGUGUUCAGAGAGAAACCAGCUAUGCCACCCAGUGACUGGAGUGUGUUACUGCGCGCCAGGAUUCACAGGACCAACGUGUGAAAAGGAGUGUGAUGAGGGUUUGUAUGGACCGGACUGUGUGUAUCAGUGUCAGUGUUUGAACAGUGGAGUCUGUCUUCCUGCCUCGGGCACUUGUGAAUGUUCACCCGGCUUCAUCGGUGCCCGCUGCAAUCUCACAUGUCCAACCGGACGCUAUGGGCAUGACUGUGCCCGUGUGGCAGUCUGUGGAAAGGGAGCGAGAAACAAUCCGGUCACAGGCAGAUGUGAUUGUUGUGCUGCAGGCUGGUUUGGACCGGAUUGCUCUCAGCGCUGUGACUGCAGUAAUAGAGGUCUGUGUGACACGGUCUCAGGAAACUGCUCAUGUGGUCUCGGGUGGACUGGACAGCAUUGUGAGAGAGAAUGUCCUCAGGGCAGGUAUGGUCCUGAUUGUGCACUGGAGUGUGUGUGUCAGAACAACAGCACUUGUGACCGAAUAACAGGAACCUGCCAAUGUAAACCGGGUUAUUAUGGACAGCGUUGUGAACAUGUGUGUCCUGCUGGCCUGUAUGGGCUGCAGUGUCAGCAGCAGUGUGACUGUGUUAAUGGUGCAUCAUGUCACCAGAGUUCAGGUCAUUGUCUCUGUACCGCUGGAUUUCAUGGUACUCGCUGUGAGAGAGAAUGUGAGCAGGGCACAUUUGGUCAGAAUUGCUCCCAGUCAUGUGACUGUGCGGAAGGCACACCGUGUGACCCGGUGAGCGGCAUGUGUAUCUGUACAUCAGGAAAGACUGGAGCCAGGUGUGACAGCAAUUGCAGUAUGAACCGGUACGGUCCUGACUGUGCUCUGACGUGUGAAUGUGAAUAUGGAGCUCAGUGUGACAGUAGAAAUGGACGCUGCACGUGUCUAAAUGGCUGGAUUGGUCUCACAUGUUCAGAACGUGGAUCUCCGCUGCUUGACCACAGAAGUUUAGGAGAGCAUCCGUCACAGUCCAACUACUCAUGAGUCCAAAUCAAGCACAGUUGUAUUUAAGAUUUGAUUAAAGUUUCUUCUGGACCAAUAGGAACCUCUUUAGCGUUUGCUGGACGUGAAACUGACAAAGGCACACUAAAAUGCAGACUUUUGAAGACUGCGAUGGCCGUGACUCAGCAGUGCACUUGCAGAGGUGCUGAGACUAAUAAAACUGCUGAAAACCGAAAAAAUCCCAUUGAAAAGGAAGCUAUGAGCAGCAAUGAAAGCAGUGAACGCAUUUCAAAGACACAGCUGCACUUACCUUGACUGAACACCAGUGCUGCAGCGCAAAGUCUUUUGUUGGCUGUAGUUCAUACUUGAUCAUUUUUUUAAGUGUUCUUUCAGGGUAUGUUUUCACAAUGCCUGUGUUAAAAGUACUGUUGUGAUAUGAAUGGUUUUUUAUUUGGAUUCCCAUUUGAAGCAGACUGUUAAAGAGGAAAAAAAAGUGAAGUGCCUUUUCGUUUUAAUAACUUGUGUAAAGGUUUUUGGUGCUACAAUUAGUUUGUCGCUCUAAAACUCUUUUCCUGGAUUUAGUUAGUUCACCUACAUAUUUAAAUUCUGUCUAAAGCAACAUUUUAUACAAUUUAAUUUGAACCUUCUGAGACCCGAGCGUGACUGCUGUGUGCAUUUGCCAUUCCCCUUUGUGAUUUGUAACUAGUAGCACCUAAUAAACAUGCAAUAUAUAUAUAUAUAUAACAUCAGAAAUUUGCAUAAUUCUGAUUCAAAGUAAUGGCCAGCAUCAUCCAAUCAAUCACUGCCAAUCAUGUUAAAAUAAAAUGACACAUUAUAAAUUCUGAAUCUAUGUACUGAUUAUAAUUGUCACAUGUCUGUCAAACAUGUUGAGUGGUCCAAACAUCAUCUGCAGCCUGAAACUGAACUUUUGAUCAGGAAGUUUGGAUUGAAUGCACUUGGCUUCAUAGGAAAGCUAUAGGAUGCUCCCUUGCUCCCUAUUUAGCAAAAGACUUAACCUCCAGUAUGCUGUCUGUCUGCACUGGUCUCAGAACAUUUCUAAAUGCACCUUAUUUUCAUUCUAACUCCAUAUAAAUCCUCUGAAAGCAACCCCAUUAAUUCUCAAUGUGAUAAUGCAGUGAAUAUAGGAUAUUUUAAUGAAAAUGAGCCUAUAGUCCAUGUACGUGGUCAUUGUGUUUAACAGCGUGUAAAUUGAUGACAUUUUUAAAAUGGCAUAUCAGAUGAUACUAGAGACUGUAAUAUUUUGACUCAAACAGGUUUUAAUGUAAAAACUUAAUUAGGUUUCUUACCUGAUGUAGUUUUCUCCCAAAGACAAACUCAGCUGAUAUUGGCGCCAUGUUGUUUUGUCACAUGACUCAGUGCAUCGAAAGUUUAACCCUUUACUGACAGCCCAGAGUCUCCUGAACUGAGAUCAGUCAGUUUAAAUGAAAUUAAGCGUAGCCUAUAGCGAAGCCAAAAUGUAAUGUCCACGUGUACGUGGGGUCUCAGGAGGUUAAAAUAAAAUUCCUGUAUCAUCACUCAGUACAAAAUAUGUUUACUAACUGCAUAAAAUUAACAUUCUUUAACAUUAUCAAUCUGUAUUGGUUGUACCUCUAUGACAGUCUGUAACAUCUGAUAAAUGUCUUUAUGUGGAUGUAAUUAAGAUAUUUAAAUGUAUACCUGAGGUGACUUACAGUUUUUAUAUAUGGUGCUAUAUUGGCCUUUAAUUAAGGAAGGGCAUGUUUAUGAAAUAUAUAAUACCAGAAAACGUUGGGAGCUACUUAUUUUUAUUUUUUUGGGCCUAUUUCUGUUGUAUCAUUUCUAUCUGUUCAGUUUAGCCUUUUUUGACACGUGAUUUGUAUAAAGUUGGGAUUAUUUAUAUUUUGUAAAAUAUAAAUGUGUGAAAUGCAAUGUAAAACAGAAUGCAAUGAUCAGUGUUGGGUGUAAUCUGAUUAAAAAGUAGUUACUGUAAUCCAAGUUUGUCAAGAAGUAGUGUAACAUUACAGAUACUGACUUUCAAUUAUUUGCUUUCACGUACAUUACCUGGGUUAUGCACAUAACUAAAUAUUCCCAUAGAAUACAUUUAAAGGAUUAAUUAUGUUCAUAUGUAUGACUGUUUGCAUUUCUGUGAAAGUUUAAGAGACACUAACGAGUCACUGUAAGGGAGAAAUGCGAUGUGCUGAGUGUGUGACAAUGAACAAGGAAAUAUACUGUAGACGUUAUUUUGAAUUCGCAGAGUGGGAAAACAUGUUUUUGUUAAGAAUGUUUAAGAAAGUAGUUAUUUAAAAGUAGAGUAAUUAGUAAUGUGAUAAUUUCCCCUAUAAAGUAACGAAUAGUGUAAUCAGACUACAAUUUUAGAGAAGUAAUUAAGAAAUGGA